This is a messenger RNA of Helicoverpa zea (corn earworm), 1407 nucleotides long. Its product is annotated as inositol oxygenase-like. The transcript is spliced from 7 exons. Gene Ontology annotation, molecular function: iron ion binding; inositol oxygenase activity. Gene Ontology annotation, biological process: inositol catabolic process. The record is from RefSeq and is a predicted model, not a curated record. The coding region runs from base 45 to 923 and encodes 292 amino acids. Lineage: Eukaryota; Metazoa; Arthropoda; Insecta; Lepidoptera; Noctuidae. Gene Ontology annotation, cellular component: cytoplasm.
CUGUGAUGCCAGUAAUACUCGGAGGUCCACAGUAACGCCUAGACAUGAAGCCAAAACCAGAUUCCCCGGUCUCUAUGAUUGACCCUUCGCUCCUUCUGAGGCCAGAGAAGGUAUAUGAUGGCAAACCAGUGGACGCCUUCCGUAAUUAUGACAUCGAUGAAACGGACCCCAUCAAAGAACGUGUGCGCAGGACUUACUAUGAAAUGCAUACUAAGAUGACCGUGGAUUUUGUUAAAGGGCGCAUGGAGAACUGGCUGAAAUUCAACCACUUCAAGAGCACAAUCAAGGACGCUCUCAUCAAGCUGAAUGAGCUGGUGGACGAGUCUGACCCUGACACCGACCUGCCCAACAUCGUGCACGCCUUCCAGACUGCUGAGAGGAUCCGUAAGGACCAUCCCGAUCAGGAUUGGUUCCAUCUCAUUGGACUCAUCCAUGACCUUGGAAAGGUGAUGGCUUUCUACGGCGAGCCUCAAUGGUGCGUGGUGGGCGAUACCUUCCCCGUCGGCUGCAAGUGGGGCAAGUCCAUCGUGUACGGUGAUGACAGCUUCAAGGAAAACCCUGACACUUACAAUCCUAAGUAUAACACGGAAUGUGGCAUGUACGAGCCUAACUGCGGCUUGGAGAAUCUGAUGAUUUCCUGGGGACACGACGAGUACUUGUACCGGGUACUCGUACACAACAAGUCCAAAUUUCCUAAAGAAGGACUCUUCAUGAUCAGAUACCACUCUCUGUACCCGUGGCACGCUGGUGGCGACUACAAACACCUUAUGAAGGAAGGAGACGACGAGAUCAUGAAACACGUACUCAACUUCAACCAAUACGACUUAUACACAAAGAGUGCUGGUAUCCCUGACAUUGAAGCUCUAUGGCCUUACUACGAGAAGCUGAUCGAAAAGUACAUCCCAGGAGUUCUGGAGUGGUAGACCAGGACGAGAGCAGCCUGCACAGUACAAAUGUAUUUAAUAGAACAUCAUUAUCUUAUUAUUUAGUGGCUGUUUCACUAUUAGGAAAACUUUCAGAAGUAAGUUUGCAAUUUUUCAAUGGUUUUGUUCCAAAAGUUAAAGUUACGAGCUGUUAGAAUAUUACCGAAUAUAUUCUGAUGGUUUUUCUAGUGAUAGCUGAAACAGGCAUGAAUAUAUGAAUAAGUAACUACUCCUACUAAACCUACUAUUUUCCCAUUUUCACCGACAUUUCUUAAAACAACUAUUUUUAGAAAACUACCGUCGUACCACAAAAACUUUUAAAAGUCUGUUGAACACUCGUCUAAAAAAUUUCAGAUUUAUGAAUACGUUGAAAUAAGGUCCGUUUUGCUGCUACACUUUUUUUAGACAAGUGUUCAACAGAUGUUUAAGAUUUUGUAGUAAGGCUGUUAAUGUUUUACGUUGUCGGUGGACUUUGGCCUAUGUA